Molecule: messenger RNA, 1328 nt
Organism: Brassica oleracea var. oleracea
Lineage: Eukaryota; Viridiplantae; Streptophyta; Magnoliopsida; Brassicales; Brassicaceae
Product: homocysteine S-methyltransferase 2
Exons: 7
Coding region: 60-1172 (370 amino acids)
Biological process (GO): S-methylmethionine cycle
Molecular function (GO): zinc ion binding; S-adenosylmethionine-homocysteine S-methyltransferase activity
Source: RefSeq, a predicted model, not a curated record
UGGUUAAGUUGUGAUAUAGAAAAAUCAACGAGUUUGAAAGAUAAGGUUGUAAACAACACAUGAAUAGUAGUACCUGCAUACAAAAAGGGAGAUUUACAUAUUUGGUUGUUUUGUCCAACUUUGCGUCCGGGAUGUUAACCAGAAGCUCGAAGUCGGAGGCUUUUAACUCGAUGAAAGAGUUCCUGAAGCAGACAGGAGGCUAUGCGAUUAUAGACGGCGGGCUAGCAACGGAGUUCGAGAAACAUGGAGCGGAUCUCAACGAUCCUCUCUGGAGCUCCAAAUGCUUACUCACUUCUCCUCACAUCAUCCACACUGUGUGUCUCGAUUACCUUGAAGCUGGUGCUGAUAUUAUCGCCAGUGCUUCUUAUCAGGCCACGAUUCAGGGGUUUGAAACAAAAGGCUUUUCAAGAGAGAAGAGCGAAUAUUUGCUUAGAAAGAGCGUUGAAAUAGCAUGUGAAGCUCGGAGCACGUACUAUGACAAAUGCAAAGCUACCUCCUCCUCCAGCGACAUUGUGGAUGAUAAGAUUCUUAAAACGCGGCCUAUACUAGUUGCAGCAUCAGUUGGUAGCUAUGGUGCUUACUUGGCUGAUGGCUCAGAAUACAGUGGAAUCUAUGGUGAUUUGAUCACGCUGGAAACACUCAAAGAUUUCCACCGGAGAAAAUUGCAAGUUCUGGGAGAGUCUGGUGCUGAUAUAAUAGCAUUUGAGACCAUUCCAAGCAAGCUAGAGGCUCAGGCAUUUGCUGAGCUGUUAGAUGAAGGGGACGUGAAGAUUUCGGGGUGGUUUUCGUUUAACUCCAAUGAUGGGGUGAACGUGGUUAGCGGAGAUUCCAUCAAGGAGUGUGUCGCCAUAGCUGAAGCCUGUGAGACAGUAGUGGCGGUUGGGAUCAACUGUACCUCUCCAAGAUUCAUAGAGGGCCUAGUCUUGGAGAUAGCAAAGGUGACGAGCAAGCCUAUACUAGCGUAUCCAAACAGCGGAGAACGCUAUGAUGCUGACCGGAAGGAGUGGGUUGAAAACGCAGGAGUUGGGGAUGAAGACUUUGUGUCGUACGUAGAGAAAUGGAUGGAUGCAGGAGUGUCAUUGCUGGGAGGCUGCUGCCGCACAACACCAGCCACCAUCAGAGCCAUUCACAAGCGACUUGUCACCCGCAGAUCUCUCUUCUCUUCUUCUUAGCUUUUCCAACCUCCACCUUCACUCUCACUCUCUCUGAACCUUUUCUUUUUUUUUUGUGCAAUAGAUUUGUUGUACGAAACAUACGAAUGAGUUUGUUUUCCCUUUCUUUGCCAAAAACAAAAAAAAAACAAGCUUUUCUUUGAAACGUGAUCAAAA